UCGUAUAUCUGGGCGUAGAAUCCCAAUUCUCUUUGACGUCGAAGGAAGAAGUUCAGAGAGUCUGGGGGAUUAAUUUUCGCCAUCAGAUUUGUUUUGUUGUGGAUACUUUUCAUUGCUUCAAUUGAAAGCUUUUUACUUUUGGUGCGAUAGAUUAGUGUUAGUGUGCAGAAGGUUUGGUAAGAACUGAAGAAACAACAAUCCAAUGGAGUGUGUAGUUCAAGGAAUCAUCGAGACACAGCAUGUUGAAGCUCUUGAGAUCCUCCUUCAAGGUCUCUGUGGUGUUCAACGCGAACGCUUGAGAGUCCAUGAGCUAACUUUGAAAAGCGUCCCAAAUCUUGGAGUUGUAUCUUCAGAAGUUAGGCUUCUAUGUGACCUCGACCAACAACCAGAGCCCACAUGGACGGUUAAACAUGUUGGUGGUGCGAUGAGAGGUGCAGGAGCUGAUCAGAUCUCUGUUAUGGUGAGAACCAUGAUCGAAAGUAAAGUCAGCAAGAACGCCUUGCGUAUGUUCUACUCGCUCGGUUACAAACUAGACCACGAGCUUCUCAAAGUUGGCUUCGCUUUUCACUUCCAACGGACAGCGCACAUAAGCGUCUCUGUGUCUUCGGUGAACAAGAUGCCUAAGAUUCAUGCCAUAGAUGAGGCUGUCCCUGUAACUCCUGGGAUGCAGAUUGUUGUUGUCACAGCUCCAGCAACGCCUGAGAAUUACAGUGAAGUUGCAGCUGCUGUUUCAUCCUUCUGUGAAUUUCUCGCCCCGCUUGUGCACUUGUCGAAACCCUUCAUCUCUACGGGAGUUGUGCCGACCGCUGCUGCGGCUGCUGCAUCUCUUAUGUCGGAUGGAGGUGGUACUACAUUAUGAGAAUUGUGUUAUCUCAUGUUUUGGUUUAAUGUUUGUGUAUUUUGUUCACAUCAAUCACACAAUGUGGCGAGUGAGUGAUCAUGAUGUCUAGAGUUGGAGUCCUUUUCACCCCAUUUCUACUAUUUUAGCCUAUAGUAUUUUGACAGAAGACACAUUGGAUCUUUGGAAAUUCACAUCUUUUUGUCAGUAGUGAAAGCUUGAGUAUAUA
Messenger RNA from Brassica napus (rape), 1067 nucleotides. Its product is annotated as mediator of RNA polymerase II transcription subunit 18-like. The transcript has 4 exons. Gene Ontology annotation, cellular component: mediator complex; core mediator complex. NCBI's taxonomy places the organism in Eukaryota, Viridiplantae, Streptophyta, Magnoliopsida, Brassicales, Brassicaceae. Bases 203 to 859 code for a protein of 218 amino acids. Gene Ontology annotation, molecular function: transcription coregulator activity. The record is from RefSeq and is a predicted model, not a curated record. Gene Ontology annotation, biological process: regulation of transcription by RNA polymerase II; termination of RNA polymerase II transcription.